Molecule: messenger RNA, 2410 nt
Organism: Syzygium oleosum
Lineage: Eukaryota; Viridiplantae; Streptophyta; Magnoliopsida; Myrtales; Myrtaceae
Product: probable aldehyde dehydrogenase
Exons: 16
Coding region: 357-2021 (554 amino acids)
Cellular component (GO): mitochondrion
Molecular function (GO): aldehyde dehydrogenase (NAD+) activity; L-glutamate gamma-semialdehyde dehydrogenase (NAD+) activity
Source: RefSeq, a predicted model, not a curated record
GAAGAAUGCAACCCACCGCAUGAAACUGUAAAUCUCAGAAACGGAAGCUGCUUUCGAGGAUUGUGGAUGAGGACCGUGACGUCGUUUUUGGGAAAAUGAAGUGGCGCUCUUACCACUUUCUAGCCGAACCCCAGUGGAAGAACAAGCACGAGGGAGUCAGACGCAGGUGCUUCCGUGUAAAUGCGUGUAAAGAGAUGCUGGCCGUGACCCAGAAACGUAACGGGAGUGAGUGACCCGUGUGCCAUCAGUUUUGCGAAGGUGGUACUUGGGAUUUCGGGCGAAGCUCCUGAUCGGAGAGAAUCCUUCUUCUCGCGCACGCCCGGUUCGAUUUCUCUCGUUCUUUGUCUGUAGCAGCCAUGAAUUCGCGCUUACUCUUGAGGCAAGCGAGGAUCGGAGGCCCGAAGAGCGCUCUGAGUUGGCUCAGUUCCUUCCAUCUAUCGAGAUCUCUCCAUUCUUUACCUUUCGCGACAGUAAAUGCGGAGGAAAUAUCAGGCUCACAACCUGCUGAAGUAGAAAAUUUUGUGCAGGGUUACUGGACCAAAUCGAAAAAUUGGAACGAGAUUUUGGAUCCUCUAAAUGGAGAACCUUUCAUUAAAGUUGCUGAGGUGGAUGAAACAGAAAUACAGCCAUUUGUGGAGAGCUUACUUAAGUGCCCGAAACAUGGUUUACACAAUCCCUUUAAAGCACUGGAGAGGUAUCUUUUGUAUGGAGAUAUAUCAGCUAAAGCAGCUCACAUGCUUGCGCUGCCAAAGGUCUCUGAUUUCUUUACCCGUUUAAUACAAAGAGUUGUGCCAAAGAGCUACCAGCAGGCUUUUGGUGAAGUUCACGUUACACAGAAGUUUCUGGAGAAUUUUUCUGGGGAUCAGGUUCGUUUCCUAGCAAGGUCCUUUGGGGUACCUGGAAAUCACCUUGGACAGCAAAGUCAUGGUUUCCGCUGGCCAUAUGGCCCUGUUGCCAUUGUCACUCCCUUUAACUUCCCGCUAGAGAUCCCUGUUCUGCAGUUGAUGGGUGCACUCUAUAUGGGCAACAAACCUGUUCUUAAAGUUGACAGCAAGGUGAGUAUUGUUAUGGAGCAAAUGAUGCGAUUGCUUCAUCACUGUGGGCUACCGGUGGAAGAUGUUGACUUCAUAAAUUCUGAUGGAAAGGCAAUGAACAGGCUAUUAUUAGAGGCAAAUCCCCGCAUGACUCUUUUCACUGGUAGCUCGAGAGUAGCUGAAAAGUUGGCAACUGAUCUGAAGGGUCGCAUAAAGUUGGAAGACGCAGGGUUUGACUGGAAAGUUCUGGGGCCUGAUGUACAAGAGGUGGACUAUGUAGCAUGGGUUUGUGAUCAGGAUGCAUAUGCAUGUAGCGGUCAGAAAUGCUCUGCUCAGUCAAUACUUUUUAUGCAUGAGAACUGGUCUAAAUCUUCACUUAUAUCGAAAAUGAAAGUUCUUGCCCAAAGACGGAAGUUAGAGGAUUUAACGAUUGGCCCUGUCCUCACUUUUACGACCGGACAAAUGUUGGAUCACAUGAGUAACUUGCUUCGCAUACCAGGUUCAAAGCUGCUCUUUGGCGGCGAACCUUUAGAGAAUCAUUCUAUACCACAUAUAUAUGGUGCCCUAAAGCCAACAGCAGUCUAUGUUCCGAUUGAUGAAAUUUUGAAGGAUCAAAACUUUGAGCUUGUCACGAGAGAAAUAUUCGGACCAUUCCAGGUUGUCACCGAGUAUAAGGAUGAUCAACUGCCGAAGAUUCUCGAUGCUCUUGAGCGGAUGCACGCACAUUUGACGGCAGCUGUGGUUUCAAACGAUCCCCUCUUUCUUCAGGCAAUUAUUGGAAAAACAGUAAAUGGGACUACAUAUGCUGGACUGAGGGCAAGAACAACCGGAGCUCCUCAAAAUCACUGGUUUGGGCCUGCCGGAGACCCGAGGGGUGCAGGCAUCGGUACCCCGGAAGCGAUACAGCUCGUGUGGUCUUGCCACAGGGAGAUCAUAUACGACAUCGGUCCGCUGCCAAAACACUGGGAAGUCCCGCCAUCUACCUGAUUUUCGCUGCAAGAAAGAAGAGAUAAGUGCACGAGGAACCGUGCACCGAGAACAUCUCCUCGAAUACUUGGUACGGCUGAGGAAUGUCCUUUGGACCCCUUCAGUUUUCUCUCUUACUCAGGAUAGGAAGUAGUUUAAGUCGGCGCCACAGGUAACAUUCGAUAAUAUCUGCUGAUAACUGUAAAAGUUGGAGACGACGCCCUGAGAAAUGGAAGCAUUCUGCUAUAUCGGGGGUGUGCGAUUGCGUACGGAUCGAAUAUCCGCUUAACGGGGUUGUGGUUGUGGCUGCUCUUUGAUGAUUGAACUGGGCAGAAAUCCAAUUUGUGCUCCUCUGCUAAGAUUAAGGUUUGGGUAAGCAUUCUGCCCAUCGUGGUUUGAACUUCAAUCCA